This is a messenger RNA of Pygocentrus nattereri (red-bellied piranha), 654 nucleotides long. RefSeq names its product cytochrome c oxidase subunit 6A, mitochondrial. Gene Ontology annotation, molecular function: enzyme regulator activity. The record is from RefSeq and is a predicted model, not a curated record. The coding region runs from base 63 to 392 and encodes 109 amino acids. Gene Ontology annotation, biological process: mitochondrial electron transport, cytochrome c to oxygen. Gene Ontology annotation, cellular component: mitochondrial inner membrane. NCBI's taxonomy places the organism in Eukaryota, Metazoa, Chordata, Actinopteri, Characiformes, Serrasalmidae. The transcript is spliced from 3 exons.
CGCUACGGCUCUCGGCGCUAAAGCGCAGCGAGCGUCCGCAGCCGUACCGUUUCCCCGCAAACAUGGCUCUGCUCGGCCGCUUCUCCGGCGCCCUCCUGCGCCCCGCUCUUCGGGCUCAAGCCCGCCAGCUGUCCGCUGUGGCUCACGGCGAGCAGGGAGCGAAGACCUGGAAGAUCUUGAGCUUCGUGGUGGCCCUUCCCGGGGUGGCAGUCUGCAUGCUGAACACCUUCCUGAAGGCUCAGCACCACAGCCACGAGCAACCCGAGUUCAUUCCCUACACUCACCUGCGCAUCCGCAGCAAGCGUUUCCCGUGGGGCGAUGGCAAUAAGUCUCUCUUCCACAACUCCCACGUGAACGCUCUGCCAGACGGUUACGAGGGUCACCAUGAGUGAAGGCCGUUUCGGGUUCUCUUCUCCGUCCCUGAGCCUUCACACUCCCUCUCUCUCUCGCUGGACCAGAGGGCUUCCUCACCCCGCUCUCUUACCUCCUGGACCACGCUCCUCUUCUCUGUUUACCUAAAAACCUGUUCAAACCAUCUCUGACCUCUGGGCUCCUCCCCACGCUGGAGCCUCCUACUGGAGACAGUUACAUUGGACCAUAAAACGACCUGAUGUUUGAACUUUAACUGAAAAUAAAGAUAUUCCUUAAAUUAUA